CGGGGGCGGUUUGAGCGGCAGCGCCCGGCGCGGCGGCGGCUCCGCGGGACCCGCAGGAUGCUGCCUCUGUCGCUGCUGAAGACGGCGCAGAACCACCCCAUGCUGGUGGAGCUGAAGAACGGGGAGACCUACAACGGGCACCUGGUGAGCUGCGACAACUGGAUGAACAUCAACCUGCGGGAGGUCAUCUGCACUUCACGGGAUGGAGACAAGUUCUGGAGGAUGCCCGAGUGCUACAUCCGUGGCAGCACCAUCAAAUACCUGCGGAUCCCCGACGAAAUCAUUGACAUGGUGAAGGAGGAGGUGGUGUCCAAGGGCAGGGGCCGUGGUGGGAUGCAACAGCAGAAGCAGCAGAAGGGCCGUGGGGUUGGAGGAGCCGGACGAGGUGUGUUCGGUGGCCGUGGCAGAGGAAUUCCAGGCAGUGGAAGAGGCCAGCGAAAAAAGCCAGGCAGACAAUCAGCCAAGCAGUGAAAUGUCUGCACCCAGGCAGGGGACAGUCUGGGUUUUGUCACCUCAGGAUUUGCCACGUGUUCAGAAACGUUCCCUUUCCCACUCUCCCGUGAGUCAAUCAGAGCCCAAAAUCAUGUUCAUUUUGGAAGCCCCUCGUGAUUUAAUCUGGUCAAGUGGAGUUUUCACUCCUUGUAGUCAGUAUUCAUUGGAAAUAUUUCUAAAAAAAAAAAAAAACAACAAAAAAAAUCAUUCAUGGUUAAGGGCUGAAGUUCUGCCUUCUCCUGAGAGUGAAUUUUUCAGGGUCGCCAGGUUUAAUUUAAAAUAUUAUCCUGAUCAGAGGUACCAGAAUGAAGGCAAACAGACACUUUCUGGAUUGUUUGGAAUUUUUGUUUUGGUUUUUUUUUUAUAUACUUGAAACUUGGGAAACGUGUGUUUGUAACAGAUGUGUGAGCCUUUUGCUUU
This is a messenger RNA of Chiroxiphia lanceolata (lance-tailed manakin), 912 nucleotides long. RefSeq names its product U6 snRNA-associated Sm-like protein LSm4. Gene Ontology annotation, biological process: mRNA splicing, via spliceosome; nuclear-transcribed mRNA catabolic process; spliceosomal snRNP assembly. Gene Ontology annotation, molecular function: U6 snRNA binding. The record is from RefSeq and is a predicted model, not a curated record. Gene Ontology annotation, cellular component: spliceosomal tri-snRNP complex; P-body; U6 snRNP. NCBI's taxonomy places the organism in Eukaryota, Metazoa, Chordata, Aves, Passeriformes, Pipridae.